UUGAACUCAUUUUUUGAGGUUUGGGACCCGUUCCGAGGUGCUAUCAUUGCCCAGUUGGAUUGGGAUUCCGAAGCAACUAUCUGUGGGCUUGCUCAUGUAGACAGACAUUCAAUGGCGGCCAUUUCAAGCCUUCAUUCAACUGUUCGAUUGCUCGACACUCGGACAGGUGGUUGGACAAGUGAAUUAAAGGUUUCAAAUCUGCCUGGCCUCACGAGAGCGUUUUCUGUGCGAGAUUCUGGUCGCAAAAUGGUAGUUGCUCUAUCCAACGGUACCUUAGUGGUAUUGGAUGCUCGAACUGGCCGAUUAACAUCUCUUUCACAUGGGAAUAACACACAUACCACUGCGGUAAAAUGGCUAACUGAUACGGAUUUUCUCGUUUGUGACGCUGAUGAACCCGGAACAGUAUUUGCCGCCAAUCCGCGGAUAUCCUCUAUACGUAAGCUUGCUGACACUGUAACGAGUGCAUUUGUUUGUGAUGACAAGCUCGUGACACUCCAAGGCAACAACGUUGUCAGGGUCUACGGUGGAGCUGAAACGCUGCUGGAGGCAAAAAUGAAAUCCGAUAGUCAAUCAGGCAGUCCAUCUUCGAUCUGCUAUUUACCUCUAAACAACGCUUACCUUAUAGGAUCAAAUCAGGGAUCUAUUCGCUUAAUGUGCUAA
Molecule: messenger RNA, 660 nt
Organism: Strongylus vulgaris
Lineage: Eukaryota; Metazoa; Nematoda; Chromadorea; Rhabditida; Strongylidae
Source: the annotation of a GenBank genome assembly